This is a messenger RNA of Cucumis melo (muskmelon), 855 nucleotides long. RefSeq lists its product as uncharacterized. Lineage: Eukaryota; Viridiplantae; Streptophyta; Magnoliopsida; Cucurbitales; Cucurbitaceae. The coding region runs from base 1 to 576 and encodes 191 amino acids. Gene Ontology annotation, biological process: endoplasmic reticulum calcium ion homeostasis. Gene Ontology annotation, cellular component: cytoplasm; endoplasmic reticulum membrane. Gene Ontology annotation, molecular function: calcium channel activity. The transcript has a single exon. The record is from RefSeq and is a predicted model, not a curated record.
AUGGCCACGAUCCCCCUCUUCUCCUCCUUCCGAUACUCCGACAGUCUCACUGUCCUCGGAAUCUCCGUCUGCACCGCCGUCAUUUGCGAAGCCAUCUCAUGGGUUCUAAUCUAUCGCACCAACUCCUACAAAACCCUUCGAUCCUCCAUCGACAAGGCCGCCAAAAAGCUCGAGACCAUGAAGACUGACAGCUCUAAAAUCACUGUAAAGAAAUCCAAAACCAAGAAGAUCGAUCGCAUCGAGACCAGUCUCAAGGAAUCCAGCCGUGAUCUCUCGCUCUUCAAGUUUAAAUCCGGCGCCGUUGUUGCCCUUGUUCUGUUCGUCGUCUUUGGAUUGCUCAACUCGCUCUUCGAAGGCAAGGUUGUUGCCAAAUUGCCGUUUAAGCCUUUUGGGCUUGUGAUGAAGAUGAGUCACCGAGGGUUACAGGGUGAGGAUCCUACCGAUUGCGCUAUGGCGUUCUUGUACUUCCUCUGUUCUAUUAGCAUUAGGACCAAUCUGCAGAAGUUCUUGGGAUUCUCUCCGCCGAGAGGCGCCGGAGCUGGGUUGUUCCCGAUGCCAGAUCCUAAGACGAACUGAUUUAGGUCAGGCUUGGAUCAAAUUAGUACUCUCUUUUCCCCCCACCUUCAUUAUGAAUGAAUUUUCGUACUGAUGAAAACUUGGUUUGGGCUGAUUAGGCUUACUUUUAUUAGGGUUCUAUAUGUUCAUUUUAUAGUGAGUUCAUCGGACUUAGUAUAGCUAUGGGUUCCACAAAUUUGAGAGGGUCAUUCUGGUUCAAAUCUCUACUUGCAUUCUUGAUUAGAUUUGGAAAUAAUACUAUCUUUUUUGGGAUCAAUAUAAGCUUUUGAUCUUUGAAAA